Molecule: messenger RNA, 1514 nt
Organism: Athalia rosae (coleseed sawfly)
Lineage: Eukaryota; Metazoa; Arthropoda; Insecta; Hymenoptera; Athaliidae
Product: lipopolysaccharide-induced tumor necrosis factor-alpha factor homolog
Exons: 4
Coding region: 175-498 (107 amino acids)
Molecular function (GO): zinc ion binding
Source: RefSeq, a predicted model, not a curated record
UUAUCUUUACUCCGCGACUCCCUCUACGAGCGCAAGUCCGAGAUGGAUCUAGUUUUCAGCCGAUGUUCGUUUCCAACGAGGCAACAGUCCGCCAAGAGCAGCAAAGACGUGUACAACACCUUUCACAAACUCCUCUAAUCCAAACGUCGGUCGUAAGACAAAUCUCGUUAAAUAAUGGACAAUAAGGGCAACCCACCUCCCGGUUUCAUGCCACCACCGGCUUACGGUCCACCACAACCAGGUCAACCCUCUGUGGUGAUCGUCCAGGCUCCAGCUUUGGGACCAGAAACGGCAGCAAUGACCUGCCCCCACUGCCGUGCAAAUAUUUCAACCCGUGUCGAACAAUCAUCGUCAACUAAGACUCACCUCUUUGCUCUGCUUCUCUGCGUGCUUGGGUGCUGGCCUUGCGCUCCCUGCCCAUACUGUAUGGACAGUUGCUUGACCAAGAAGCAUUUUUGUCCAGCUUGCAACGCAUUCAUUGGAGAAUACAGCAAUUAGGCGCGAUGAAUAUUUAAUUAACUGUGCCUAUAUAUAUAAAUAUAUAUAUUUACACAUAUAUAUAUAUCCACUAUUUCAUUCAGAGCUGACGGUAUUCACAAAAAAAAAGAACUAUAACAACGAUAUACCAAUAUAAAAUAAUAUUAAAACUGAAAAAAAUACAAAAAAAAAAAAAUUACAAAUAUAUAAUGAAUAAACGAAAAAUCCAUUUCGAAACAAGAAAUAAUUAUACUAUACUCGCCUAUGGCGUACACGCCCAUGUAAUGACAUUAUAUAAAGAUAUAUACUUAUAUAAAUAUAUUACAUAUAUAUUUCUUAUACGAAAAACAGAUAAGAUGAAAGAAUAAUACUUUAAUAUAAUAAAAGUGAAACAAAAGGAAAGUAACUAACAAAAUAGAGUAUAUGAAAUAGAAAAAAAAACAAACAAUAUGAAUAAAAUAAAGUUCAUCGGUCAAGUAAUAUGAGUUAUUAUACUAAUGAAACUGGUUCAUUUGAAAAAAAGAACAAUAUUUACUCAAUGUUUGCUAGUUCCGUUUUAAUUAGGUAUUCAUUUACCAAAUUAAUACAUACCAACCACAUGUCAGAAUUCCAAAAAAAUAUACACAAAAAUGUUUGACGUACUGUUUUUCAGUACAAGUAUAGUCGGCGAGAAAACUGUACUGUUAUUAUAACUCAUAUUAUGUUAAGCUGAAAAAAUAACUCUUUACAUUUUUUCUUUUAAUUUUUGUUUUUUAUCAUUACUAUAAUUUCCUACUUUUUUUUUUUAUUAUAUUUAAUUUUUUUCUCGAUUCAUAUUUGCGUAUUCAUACUCUUAUGUAUUACGUAUACCUCUCCACGAUUAUAUCCUCUAUAUGAAAAUUACAAGAUAAAAAACAAACAAACAAAACUGCGCACGCUUACUGUGAUCGUUGAGUUUUAGUUUAUAGAUUUAACUUUUUCUACAAUAUACGCAAUGUGUAAUAGAUUAAUUUUUAUAAAAUCUGAUCAGAAUGGAAAAUAAAAUAUUUUUAUCUGUC